Messenger RNA from Cuscuta campestris, 1491 nucleotides. Lineage: Eukaryota; Viridiplantae; Streptophyta; Magnoliopsida; Solanales; Convolvulaceae. The record is from the annotation of a GenBank genome assembly.
CUCCCACCUUCCUUCCAUCCAUCAUUAUAUAUCCCACUCUUUCCACUCUAUAUUAACUACCAUUAUUCCAUUAUACUCAACCACACUAAUUAAUCAUUUAAUUACUUCGCCGCCAUGCCGUCGGUUACCGGCCAAGUCGUCUGCGUCACCGGCGCCGGUGGCUUCAUCGCCUCAUGGCUCGUCAAACUCCUCCUCGAGAAAGGUUACACCGUUAGAGGAACCGUCAGAAACCCAGAGGACGAGAAGAAUUCACAUCUGAGGGAGUUGGAGGGCGCAAAGGAGAGGCUAAGUUUGAUGAGAGCGGAGCUUUUAGAUUUUCAGAGUCUACGUGAAGCGAUCAACGGCUGCGAUGGCGUUUUCCACACCGCUUCACCUGUCACCGAUGAUCCUGAGCAAAUGGUGGAGCCGGCGGUGAUAGGGACGAAGAACGUGAUAACGGCGGCGGCAGAGGCUGGGGUGCGGCGCGUGGUCUUCACCUCCUCAAUCGGUGCGGUGUACAUGGACCCAAACCGACACCCCGAUAAGGUCGUGGACGAAACAUGUUGGAGUGACCUUGACUUUUGCAAGAACACCAAGAAUUGGUAUUGCUAUGGGAAGAUGGUGGCAGAGAAGACAGCAUGGGAAGAGGCGAAAGAAAAGGGAGUGGACCUGGUUGUGAUCAACCCGGUAUUGGUAUUGGGCCCAUUGCUUCAGCCCACUAUCAAUGCAAGUGUGCUCCACGUCCUCAAGUACUUGACUGGCUCAGCUAAGACCUUUGCCAACUCAACCCAAGCUUAUGUCGAUGUCAAGGACGUUGCCCGGGCCCACAUUCUCCUAUACGAGACCCCCUCCGCCUCCGGCCGCCACCUCUGUGCUGAAAGCGUCCUCCACCGCGGGGACGUCGUCGAGAUUCUCGCCAAGUUCUUCCCCGAAUAUCCCGUCCCCACCAAGUGUUCAGAUGAAUCAAAGCCGAGGGUAAAACCGUACAAAUUCUCUAACCAGAAGUUAAGGGAUUUGGGGUUAGAGUUUACUCCGGUUAAGCAAUGCCUCUAUGAGACUGUGAAGAGCCUCCAAGAGAAAGGCCAUCUUCCCAUUGUGGCCCAAAAUGAUGACCCGGUCCGAAUUGGUUCUUGACCCAUGUGUUUCUUUCUCGGACUGAUCCAAAUUUGAAAUUUGGGUCGACCCAAUUAAUACAUUUCUUAGAUGCAAAGAUACAAUAAGGGUAUGUUUGGAAUGACUUUUUCUAUUAACGUUAACGUUUUGAAUAAAAAUUUAUUCGUAUAAAUUUACUUUGAAACACUACAUUUAAACGUUGUCGUCAAAUAGUAUUUUUUAAAACGAUAACGCUAAACGUUGAAGUUGUUUCCAAACACACCCUUAGUAUGUGUUGUUUUUUAUGUAGAAAGAAUUGGUGAAAUUAUACCAUGUAAAGAUGUGAUGUUUAUUCCUCAUUGUUUGUUUUAAUUUGUACACUCAAAAGAGAUAUUAAUGUCAGCAAUGCUCAUAUCUCAU